Molecule: messenger RNA, 2578 nt
Organism: Cuscuta epithymum
Lineage: Eukaryota; Viridiplantae; Streptophyta; Magnoliopsida; Solanales; Convolvulaceae
Source: the annotation of a GenBank genome assembly
GCUCUCUCUUUUCUUCUUCACGGGAUUUCCCACGCAGACCAGAUGAGCCGGUAAUGUGGCCUAGGGAACUUCCUUAAUCCGGGUCGUCGAAUCCGAUCUCCCAAAAUCCGAAUGCCCGUUUUUUCAUGGGUUUUGGGGGAUCACUAUGGGUUGCGUCAGCUCCAAGAAGGCUCGCUCCAAUGUCUCCCCUCCUCGCGAGCAAUCCCUUCCCCACCGCAAUGCCAGCGGGAAGAGAUCACAGUUUGGUUCGGGUAAGCUCAAAUUCGGGCUCGGAUCCUCCAGGGAGAUCCGGGUCGAUCCUGAGAACGAUAAACUCGAGGCACCCAAAUCUUCUUCCUCCUCCUCCUCUUCGUCGUCCUCGGCUCGGCAUUCCGGGAAUUCGACUGUGUCAAAGAAGGAGCUUCUGGAAAACCAGAUUUCUGUCAGCAUCCCCGCGGGGAGGCUGACGGAAUGCGAACAAAUAGCUGCCGGUUGGCCGACCUGGCUCACUUCUGUUGCCGGAGAGGCCGUCGACGGCUGGCUUCCUCUUAGAGCUGACAUGUUCCAAAGAUUAGAUAAGAUUGGACAAGGUACAUAUAGCACAGUGUACCGAGCACGGGAAAAUGAAAGUGGUAGAAUGGUUGCACUGAAAAAGGUCCGGUUCGACAAUUUCCAAGCAGAUAGUGUAAGGUUUAUGGCACGAGAAAUAACAAUUCUUCGCACGCUUGAUCAUCCAAACAUCAUGAAACUUGAGGGAAUAAUUACUUCCAAGUUAUCUUGUAGCAUAUACCUCGUGUUUGAAUACAUGGAACACGACCUUGCUGGAUUGCUCUCUUCUCCUGACAUCAGAUUCACCGAGUCACAGAUCAAAUGCUACAUGAAGCAGCUGAUGUUGGGUUUGGAGCAUUGCCAUUCAACGGGGGUAAUACACAGAGACAUCAAAGUUUCCAACAUUCUAGUAAACAAUGACGGGGUUUUGAAGAUAGCUGACUUUGGACUUGCAAACUUCAUUAGUGCAAAAAACAUACAACCACUGACAAGCCGCGUGGUGACCCUGUGGUAUCGGCCUCCUGAACUCCUGCUGGGGUCGACAAAUUAUGGGGUGACGGUUGAUUUAUGGAGCGCAGGUUGCGUUUUUGCUGAACUCUUUUGUGGGAGGCCAUUCCUUAAAGGGAGAACUGAGGUGGAACAACUGCACAAAAUCUUUAAGCUUUGUGGUUCUCCACCAGAGGAUUACUGGAAAAAGUCUAAGCUUUCACUUGCCACUGUGUUCAAACCGCAACAUCCUUAUGAGAGUACACUCCGAGAGCGAUGUAGAGAAUUCCCUGAAGCCGCUGUGGACCUCUUAGAAACACUUCUUGCAAUAGAACCGUGUAAGCGUGGAACUGCUUCGUCGACACUUGCCUCCGAGUAUUUUAGUUCAGCGCCAUACCCUUGUGAUCCAUGGAGCUUACAAAAGUACCCUCCUAACAAAGAGAUUGAUGCAAAAUCCCGUGAAGAUGAACGGAGAAGGAAUGCAAUUUAUGCAACAAGAGGUUAUGGAGCUUCCAAACAUCCUAGAAAAGUCCGAAAAAAUCUACACGAAUCUAUCAAUUUCUGUAGAGCUCUUCCAAUGCAGGAGAUGGAGGCCAACAUUCCAUUUUCUCGUAGAAACCAUGUUGGUGGCGGGAGCCGUGCUACUAAAGGAGCUACAGUGUCACGAGUUUCAUUAAAACCAUCAUACGAUACAAAGUCCGAGGUUUCUCAAGCAACGACAGAUCUAUCACAAGCUGAAACAGCUGUCUCCGCCCCUCUAGAAAUGUCUUCUAGUUCGAAAGGGGGAAAGAACAAAAAACAAGAUUAUGCAGGUCCAAGGACUCACACUAAUAAUGCCAAUUCAAAAGGUCUAAAGUGUAAUGUCUUGGAUCAUUUGUCAGAUGGCUUCCAUACUGAAGCUAGAAGCCCAGAUAUGGUUGAUAAGCGUGCUCUUCGUAAGCAGCGGUUAAAAUCGGGAAGACAACAAUCAUUUGACUCAUCAGAUAUGUAUCACUCAAGAAAGCCAUCAUUGGAGAAUGAUGAUCCACAAGGAAGUACUGGGUUUUUAGGGGCAUUUUGCCAACAACCAAGUAGGUUUGAUACAAGGCAAGAUAUCAGACCUCGUCAAACUGUUCGUAGAUCCCGUUUCUACAGAGAUUUGUAGCUCAGAAUGAACUAAGGAAGAAUGACAUUCAACUAUGAAGUUCUUCCAGAUUUUUUGGCACUUCUCUCAGGUAAAAAAAAGUAGUGAAAUGCACAAAGGAAAAUCAGAAUUCCAAUCAAUUUUUGAGGAGAGCGAAUUAACGGAUUCAAGGUUCAGUGGGCACCAUAGAAUGCAGAUCAGAUUUUGCAGUCACCACUGCAUUUUGUCUUGGAAAUGAAAUCUAAUGAAAAUUUUAUGUGCUAAGUGCAACCAUGUAUAGAUCUGAAAUGUAUUUCUAUUGUCGAGUGUAAAGUACAGAGCAGAGUGGUGCUAAACUCUUUUUUGUUAUACAUACUAUUGUAUUUUGUUGGCUUUAAUGCACAUUCCCAUUCAUCUGGAUCCAUGAUUUAUGAAAAGAAAGGACGCACCACGUCCUUGAAG